Molecule: messenger RNA, 894 nt
Organism: Mesocestoides corti
Lineage: Eukaryota; Metazoa; Platyhelminthes; Cestoda; Cyclophyllidea; Mesocestoididae
Source: the annotation of a GenBank genome assembly
AUGGGACGAGAGGGCGUCGUUCUUGUUGAUGAGUCGUACGUAAAGAACCGCCGAGUGUUUGUCCAUGUACUGGCUGCAUUUCGAUAUGGAAGGGAAGAUUUGGACGUGCUGGGAUUGUCCUUUCGAAAGGACCUUUUCUUAGCUUCAGUUCAACUUUAUCCUCCCCAACAGCCCUUUGUUGGUGAACUUCCGACUAACCCCAUUCCCAUUGUUGCCGUUGCCUCGUGUAAUGCUGGGAAUAAGAAGAAAUGUGCCACCCCUAAUGAAGAUGAAGAUCAAAUGGCUACAGAAAGCUUACCCAAAGAAACGAAGCCUCUUACCCGCCUCCAGGAGCGCCUCAUAAAGAAGCUAGGGCCAAGUGCUUACCCAUUUUUCUUUGAGCUCCCGUUCGCUACUCCAGCCUCAGUCACCCUACAACCCGGGCCAAGUGACAGCGGCAAGCCGUGCGGCGUAGACUACGAGCUCCGGGCAUACAUCGCAGAAGAAUGUGAUGAAAAGCCUCAAUCACGCGCGAAGGCCGUUGGCUGCGUGCCCAUCAGUCGGCGGCCACUGCCCCUCAAAAGAGGCAGUACUCCCAACUUUCAGCCCAACCCACGGAGCUCAGUGCGAAUGGCGAUUCGGAAGCUUACCUACGCCCCGGAAGAUUUGGUGCCACAGCCGUCGGCAGAGAUAGUCAAGGACUUCAUAAUGAGUCCAGGCACUCUGCGCCUUGAGGUCUCCCUCGAUAAAGAGAAGUAUUAUCACGGCGAGUACAUAGCUAUCAACGUGCUAGUGGAUAACAAUUCCAACAAAACCGUCAAGAAGGUUAAGGUGUCCGUAAUUCAGGUCGCGGACAUAAUGCUUUUCAGUCGCGCCGUCUACAAAUGCACGGUUGAUGAGGCGGAAUUUGAGUGA